Messenger RNA from Sinocyclocheilus anshuiensis, 3160 nucleotides. Its product is annotated as ERBB receptor feedback inhibitor 1-like. Gene Ontology annotation, biological process: negative regulation of epidermal growth factor receptor signaling pathway; regulation of keratinocyte differentiation. The record is from RefSeq and is a predicted model, not a curated record. NCBI's taxonomy places the organism in Eukaryota, Metazoa, Chordata, Actinopteri, Cypriniformes, Cyprinidae. The transcript is spliced from 4 exons. Bases 209 to 1558 code for a protein of 449 amino acids.
CACAGAAGACACGAUUGUUAACGAACCUCUCGAACGCUGUAAUGAACAUGCUCUCGCAUCUAUAGAGCUAAACUGAAGCUUUCAAACGGGUCGAACAGGAUCAUUACGGCGUUAUGAACUUUUAACGCCGGACACCUAGAAUCUGUCAGGAGAUUAAGGUAUAGGCCAGCAGCUGCCAGCUUGGCGGGAGGAGCAUUUCCUGGCCUGAAUGCGAACCGACUGCAGCUGGAGCAUGUCCACUGCAGGCUUGACUGCCCAGGAGAUCUGUUUACCCGCGCAAAGCCUAUUCCUGCGGGGCAGCCAUUGGCAUAGCAUGGCCGGAGCUAAGCCCUCUUGGAAAUACCAUGAUCUACACAACUUCUACUUCACCAUUGAUUCUUCUAUGGAUUAUAACCUUCAGUCCCGGCAACAGGUGCUGCCAUCAUUCUCAGGAGCGGACAAACAGCAGACUCCUCUUCAAUCACCAAACAGCCCAGGAGGACAGCCCUUGCCCCCCAAAAAGCCCAGACCUUCCCAGCUCACCUUGCACACAGACCCUGCCGAAGACGACCAAGUGGUUCCCUGCUUUCAACGUCUAACGGUAUCCGACCACAUCAGUCCCCCCCAGACGCCCAGCCGAGUCACCAAACCCCUUCCCCCAAUUCCUGGCUCAGCGGAGCUUUCCCCGGAUCAGGCUAUGGACAGUGAGGUAGAGUUCUUCAAUGGAGAUGACAAUCGCUGCCUAGUUUCCGAACCUUGCUCCAAACUCUCUCCGUUCCGCUACGGAAUGCCCAGUCGGAGGAGUUGUGGACAGAUUAGGGGCUGUGGACGGAUUAACUAUGCAUACUUUGAAGGUCCAACAUCCCAGCAGAAGCCACAGCGGCAGUCGCAGCCGCAGCCGCAAAAGCCAAGGCAGGAGCAGGAAACUCAGCAGAGGGAACAGGAGCUCCGUGACCAGCAGCAAAACUGUCUCCGACAGCAGGAACGUACGCAAAGGAAGCUGCGGCGCUCCCAUUCCGGCCCCGCUGGCUGCUUUAACAAACCCACCUCCUUCCGACUGUCCAGUCACCACCGGAACACACAAGGCCUGGAUAAACCGGAAGUUCCUCCCAGAGUUCCAAUUCCACCACGACCAAUCAAGACAGGAGACUACCGCCGCUGGUCAGCCGAAGUGUCAUCGGGAGCCAACAGCGAUGAUGACCGACCUCCAAAAGUACCUCCUAGGGAACCUUUAUCCGGCAGUAGUUCCCGCACCCCGAGCCCAAAGAGCCUUUCAAUGUACCUCAACAGGAUCAUGCCCCCAACACAGAGCUUUGCCCCGGACCCUAAAUAUGUCAGUCGCGGCCUGCAGCGGCAGAAUAGUGAAGGCUCCCCGUGCAUUCUGCCCAUCAUGGAGAACGGCAGGAAAGCAAGCACCACGCACUACUUCCUUUUGCCACAACGUCCGUCGUACCUGGACAAACAUGAGCAGUAUUUUACGGACAGCACAGCGAGUCGAGGCACGGACACCUCUGAUUCGAGUUCAGACUGGGACUGUCAAAGCAAAAGGAAAACGACACACCAAAUAGACCUGGUAUGAAAUAACCGGGGCACGCUUGUCUGAUGACCCCUGAGACUUUUUCCGCUGCUUUGUCGCAGCUUUGCUCUAGCGCUCCGAGCGAGUUACGUAUGAAUUGCAGUUACUGGGAUUUCUCUUGUUUUGCUCUCAGCCUGGAAACGAUUCUAAAAGUUCUCAUAAGCGAGCUCGGAAACGAUUCUAACAGUUCUCAUAGAGCGAGCUCGGAAACUAUUUCGAUGUUGUUGUUUUUUUGUUUGUUUUUUUAAUUCAUUGUUAUGUGAAAUGUAAGUGUUGAAAUGAUAACAUGGUGCAGUUGUUUGGUAUUAGCUGGUCUGGUACCUCCAUACUUCAGUGUUGUAAAUUUUCGUAGUCAUUUUAUAUUGCAUUGAAGAUUAUUUGUAUGUCUCGGAACAUGUAGUUGAACACGUUCAAUGAUCAUAGGGACAUAGGGUCAGUAAAUGCUUCUUUGUUUGUAUCGUCUACCAUAUAUGAAGUAUAAAAACGGCCUGACUUUUUCACGGCCGGCAUUUUAAGUGAAGGGUAUUCCAUUUUAUUGCAUUGCAUAAUGCAUGCAAGCACGAAAUCUGACACAUGCACACUAUUUCGCAGUUCUUCUGUUAGACUAAUGAUCUCACCUUUUUGUCAGUACAGUCUGUAGUCUUGAUUGUGUGUUACAUAGGAACAGGCUAAUUAUUGCUUUUCUGUGUGUGUGAGUGAUACGAGAGCUGAAUGUGUUACAUUUGCCCACUUUUGGCACUACUUUGAAGCUUUUAUAAGCUGCUUAAAACGGUAGCUGAAAUGUUGCCCUCUGAAUGAACAGAGUAUUUCCGAUCCCUGGCUUCUCACUGAGGUGUAGUGUGUUCUUUUGUUGCACAAAAAGCAAUACUUGUAAAACCUGUGAAUGAGUUUCUCUCCUCUUUAAAGUGCUGUCUCCACGUGAAGCUGUGAGCUAUUGUCUGCAAUAGGAUUUCUCGAGUACUACCUCCCAUUAUAAUUCUACUUCUUAAAUACCCAACUACGGAUUACAAAGGCUCAACAAAUACAACCUACUUUGACGCACACAGGUCCGUACAAGGAAACAGUUGCCCCUGUUCUGUAUUUUUUUUAAAUUUAUGUUUUGUCCCUUUCAAAACAGUCAGUCAUUAACACUUCCUCAAAGAAAACGCAUCUUCGACCGAUUUUUAAGAGCUACGUGGAGUUAAAGUCCAUGUGUGGUGCGUUUGGCCGAGCUCACACAUACUGAUCUUCCUGUUAGACGUGAUUGCAGUGGGUGUGGGCACCAGAGACUUUGGCUGCUGGUGAAUGAGAUGGUUUAUUAUUCUAUAUUGUUUCCAGAACCAUCAUGAUAACUCAGUAAAUGUAGCAAGUGCCAUGCAAUUUAAAAAGAGGAUAGUAAGACUAUAAAAACAUGCUGUUUGGAAGCUCUGAGGUCAAGUACAACUUUCCACCUCACGUAGGGAUUUGAUGCCAUGCUUUUAUUUUUACCCUUUAUUUUACCAGUUUGUGUAUCAGGAAAUGUUUACAUUAUACGUUGUUAUUUUCCUUUAGCAGUCUUACCUAAAAAAAUGAAGGCAAGUUCAAGAAGCAAUAGACAUCUCUGCUGUGUUGUGUGUGUGUGUGUGU